AUGCCCGUCGCUGUCCCUCGACGUGUGCGUCCCGUGCCCGUCGCUGUCCCUCGGCGACCGCGCCAGGGCUCAAGCAACCCCCUGCGGACCAUGCCAAGCGACUCCGGCGUGGUCAGCGCCGGCGAGGACGAGGCGACGGAGGAAGACGUCGCCGGGAUGGACGGCACCACGGACGGCACGGACGAAGAAGGUGCCAUUGGCACAGCAGGAGUAAGGAAUACAGACAGGGCGCCACGUAGCUCAGGUCGUUGCAGUAAUGUUGCUUCAUGGAUCUCUGAAGUUAAAGACACAUCUAAUGUGGCCGUAAGAAAGAAAAGGGGGAGAAGAGCACCUCCAUCUGCUAAAAGAUUGCGUGAUAAAAGGGUGGAUAAGGCGAUUGAAAGUGAUGGUGCUGUUGACAGUGACAGCGAUGAUACAGAUGGACAGGUUGGCAAAAGUCAGCCUAGUGCACACAUUGAGGAACAGGAAGGUCCAUCCUCAGCUUCAGAAGAACAGGACCAUUCAACAAACUCUAAAGACAUGCUCCAAAAAGCUAGCUCUCAAAGCACAAAGAAGGUUUCUAGAAGCUCAACAAGCAGCAAGCUAGGUGCAUCUCAUUUGGAACAGGAAGGUGCAAAUGAAUAUGGGUCUCAUGUGCAAGUGGCUGCUGUGUACAAGGAUAUUGAUAAUGAAAGAAGCUCUCAAGAGAUCAGGGAUGAUGUAUCCGAUGCACAAGUGGAUACAACUUCAUCUAAUGAUAAAAGUUCAGAAGAAGUUGAAGACGUGAAGGUGUGUGACAUAUGUGGAGAUGUUGGUGAGGAUGAGAAGCUCGCUGUCUGUAGCAGAUGCAAUGACGGCGCAGAGCACACGUAUUGCAUGCGGGUAAUGAUGGAAGAGGUUCCAGAUAGUGAGUGGCUGUGCGAAGACUGCCAAACUGCGGUAGAAUCUGAAAAGGAGAAUAGACUAGAGAAAUCUCAGGUGAAGGUUGGCACUUCGAAAGAGCUGUCCUUUGAAGGGGAGAUUAACAAACCUCCCAUUGCUGCAAAGAGCAGAAAUUCUUCAGACUGUAAAUUGAAGGCUGAGAAUGUAGAAAACAAAGAGUCAGAUACCACAAAUGAGGGGAAUGAUACGGUUGAAACCAGGACGGAAGAAGAUGCUGCGAUGACAUCCUCAAUUAGAGAUACUAAUCCUGAAACUGGUGGCAUGUACACGGGGGCUGACUCCAGAAAGAGAGUGCAACCAUCACACGAGAUAUUCAUGUUUGAUGCUGACAAAGGAAAGCAACCUAGCCAUCAAGUGGCAACUUCAUUGGCGUUUAAUGCUCUGAAGAAUCAGGCACCACAGCCUCGUGGCCAACUUUCCAAAUCCACUUCUUUCAACAACUCAAAGGUUCCGAAAGUGAAACAGCUAUUGAAUGAAGUUCCUCAGAAGCCAAAAUUUUUGAAGGAAUCUUGGUCUUCUAUUAUUAAAAAGGAAGGGCCAAUCAGCAUGACUACUAAGUCAGCGACCUUCAAAAAGCCUAAGCCUUGCGAGCCAGCAAACAAGGCAAAGUCUUCCGUCUUGCCACCUGCCGAGGAGCCAAGGGUGACGAAUCAGUUGGUGAGCCACAACGUAACAAAUGGUCAGUGCUCUUCAAUAUUGGGGCCUCCCUCUGCCACAGCAUCAAUGGUUGCUCCUGUUCUUUUAAAAACUGAUACCACAGCUCAGCUCCUCUCUACAAGAAAUAACACGGCUGACUCAAAUAAUUUAGGUGCUGUUCAUGUACAGGGUGGUAAAAAUUCUCUUGGAAACAGUGAGCUAAAGAAGCCUCCUUUAGCAAAAGUGCCGGGAAGUACGAUGCUAUCUAAUGCUGAAAGAUCCUCAUGUGGGAUUCUUGGUUCCGGUGCUCAUAGAAAAGUGAUUCAGAAUUCAGAUUCUUCACAUCAGGAUACUAAAAUAAAGGACCAAACUGGCUUCAGACAGGGUGCUUCUAGCAGCAGUCGGAAUGUGAAGAAGCCUUCAUUAUCAACUCAAGCUAAUGAGCAGGAUCUGAGAUAUAUUUUAUCCAUCCCUGGGAGCGGAGUAGAUUGUAGCAAGCUGAAGUUCAAAGAUACUCAUCCAUCUCUAUCUGCCACACCAGGAAUCUCUUCUGAUAAUGGUUGCAUUAUGCCAAAUGAUCAUAGGGAUGAACCUGCUCAAGGGGUUUCAGCUGGUGAUGAACCAUUGUUUUCAACUGUCCCUGAGCUGGACUGGAUAUGGCAAGGUGGUUUUGAGCUGCAGAGGAUUGGAAGAUCACCGGAGCUGUGUGAUGGUUUUCAAGCCCACUUAUCAUGUUCUGCUGCACAGUUAGUGUUGGACGUAGUUAAGAAAUUCCCUUCUAAAGUCCAGCUUGAGGAAGUUCCUCGGCAGAAUUCAUGGCCGACACAAUUUCAGGAAAAUGGUCCAACUUAUGACAACAUAGGUCUUUUUUUCUUUGCUAGAGAUGUUCAGAGCUAUGAAAAACACUACAGUAAAUUAGUUGAAAAUAUGCUGAAGAAUGAUUUAGUUCUCAGAGGAAGUGUUGGUACUGUUGAGUUGCUUAUAUUCCCUUCCAAUAUCUUGUCAAAGAACUUCCAAAGGUGGAAUAUGUUCUACUUUCUAUGGGGUCUAUUCAGAGUUGGCAAAAAAGAUUCCUCUAACCUCCCAUCUUAUGUAUCCACAAGUAGACUAGAACGAAACUUUAAUGAUGACCCCGGGGCCAUGGAUUGGAGUAGGACUGCUUUGUCAUCUACUCAUUCAUUCUCACAAAACAGGAGUGGUUUUGGCGAAAUUUUGGUAAAGUCAACUAAUUUUGCACCGAGUUUGGAAGCCAGUCAUGAGGUGUGUUUGAAUGGAGAGAACUUUUUGAAUCAGCCUGUAUGUGGAAGAGGUCUAGAUGAUCACCUAGAUUCAGAUACAGAAACAAUUUCAACAAUUAGCAAUGGUGGUAUGGGUCCCUCUUCCAUGUCUAUGCAAAGAAAACAUCAGAAACUUGAUUAUCCAGAACACGACGAUAGAAUGAGGGACACCUUCGGUGGUAAUGUUAGUGAAAGAGAUUUUGAUGUGAACAUGGUGCCAGUUACUUGUUCUGUCUCCUUAACCCAUCUUCCGGAAGAACCUGGCAUGGUGAGCACAACCAUCAACCUUAACGAUGCAGACAACCUCAUGGAUAUAGACCAUAACGAUGCAGACAACCUCAUGGAUAUAGACCAUGUAAAUACCUGUGAGGUUAGCGCAGGUGCACUGGAUCGUUCACAUGCAUCAGGUGGUGCAGAUAAAAGAGGUUUUGAGAUGGCCAAAGUAGCUGAUGAAGUCGAUGAAGUACCCGAGCAUAAGAAAAUUAAAUUGGAUAAUGUAGUUUCUAUGAACUCUGAUUUAUACGAGAAUGCCUACAAUGGAAGGUUAUCAUCUAAGGUGCAUUCCCUUUCAGCUUCUUCUGUGAAUGAUGGCACUAGCAAUAAACCGAUGGCUGGAAGCUCAAGCAGUGAUGGAAAGUGCGUGUUUCCACUUGAUCUAAAUGCAGUGGAUGAUGCAGUAUCAGAGAACAUCGUAAAUCACUACUAG
Miscanthus lutarioriparius is the source of this 3540-nucleotide messenger RNA. The record is from the annotation of a GenBank genome assembly. Lineage: Eukaryota; Viridiplantae; Streptophyta; Magnoliopsida; Poales; Poaceae.